This is a messenger RNA of Phlebotomus papatasi, 670 nucleotides long. RefSeq names its product coiled-coil domain-containing protein 25. Lineage: Eukaryota; Metazoa; Arthropoda; Insecta; Diptera; Psychodidae. The record is from RefSeq and is a predicted model, not a curated record. The coding region runs from base 1 to 627 and encodes 208 amino acids. The transcript is spliced from 3 exons.
AUGGUAUUCUACUUCACCAGCAAUGUGGUCAAUCCACCGGUGACCUUCUUCAUGGGCUUGGAUAAAUUUGAGAACGAGGAACUAAUCCGAUGGGGCUGGCCAGAGGAUGUUUGGUUCCACGUGGACAAAAUAUCAUCUGCCCAUGUUUACAUUCGUCUCCAAAAGGGCCAAACCAUUGAUGACAUCCCCACUGCAGUCCUGGACGAUGCAUGUCAACUUGUCAAGGCCAACAGCAUACAGGGGAACAAAAUGAACAACCUGGAUAUUGUCUAUACAAUGUGGGAGAACCUAAAGAAGACCCCCGGAAUGGAUGUUGGCCAUGUUGCCUUCCACCGUGACAAGGAUGUAAGGAAAAUCCGAGUGGAGAAGCGCAUCAAUGACAUUGUGAAUCGUCUCAACAAAACCAAGACUGAGGCACAUCCGGAUUUCCGGGCUGAACGUGAGCAACGCGAUGCUGAAGAGCGUGAAGACAAAAAGCGCCAAUUGCAGUUGCAGAAGGAACGUGAAAAAGAGGAAAUUCGCCGAAAGAAGGAAGAAGCUGAACUCCGAAGCUACACUAGUCUCAUGAAAUCCGAUAAGAUGACCUCCAAUUACGAUGCUGGAAAUGAUUCCGAUGAAUUCAUGUGAAAUCUCUUCAAAUAUACCAUCUGUUAUACAGAAUUCUACUUUA